AAUGGGGUAUGAAAUCUGAGAACUGAGUGAGAAAUUUGGAGACCAUGAAUUCAAUUUUACCCGAAUUAUGGGAGAGAUCAGUCUUAUCAUUUUUGCCACAAAAAACUCUCCCUUAAUGAAUAAUUCUGAUCAGGAGCGCUCAAUUCUAAAACCUCCCUAAAACCCAACUUAGAAUCGCGAACAUCCUAAAACCCCAAUGGCUUCAGAUCCAGCUGAACCUUCGAGCCCCUACGCUCCCAAUCGAACCCUAACCGGCCACAAGCGUCCCAGCUCCAUCAAAGACGACGACAAUGGUACAGGCGUCUCCCCGGCGAACAAAAGCAUGCGCACCGGUUCCGUCGCUGCGGCCGACCCCAAAACCAAAAUGUCAUCAGACCCGGUCGAGCCCAUUCCCCGCUACACCCUCAAACAAACCCUAACCGGCCACGAACGUGCCAUCUCCUCCGUCAAGUUCUCCGACGACGGCAGGCUCCUCGGUAGCUGCUCCGCGGACAAGACCGUCCGCACCUGGUCCACCACGGGCUUCACCGCUUUCCAAGAUUUUCGAGGCCACGAACAGGGCAUUUCCGACUUCGCCUUUGCCGCCGAUUCCCGCUUCCUCUGCUCCGGCUCUGACGACAAGACCGUCCGCAUCUGGGACGUUACCACUGGCUCCUGCGUCAAGACCCUGCACGGCCACACUAACUACGUGUUCUGCGUCAAUUAUAACCCCCAGUCCAACAUGAUUGUGUCCGGUUCCUUCGACGAGACCGUUAGGGUUUGGGAUGUGAAGACCGGCAAAUGCCUCAAAGUGCUUCCAGCGCACUCCGACCCCGUCACUGCCGUCAAUUUUAAUCGCGAAGGUUCGUUGAUUGUGUCGAGUAGUUACGACGGGUUGUGUAGGAUUUGGGACGCGUCGACGGGGCAUUGUAUGAAGACUUUGAUUGACGACGAUAAUCCGCCGGUUUCAUUCGUGAAGUUCUCGCCAAACGGCAAGUUCAUUCUUGUUGGGACUUUGGAUAAUACUUUGAGACUCUGGAACUUUUCCACGGGAAAAUUCCUGAAGACAUACACUGGCCAUGUGAAUUCAAAGUACUGCAUUUCAUCCUCAUUUUCUGUGACAAAUGGGAAGUAUAUUGUUAGUGGUUCUGAGGAUAAUUGUGUAUACUUGUGGGAACUCCAGACCAGAACAGUAGUCCAGAAAUUAGAAGGGCACUCCGACGCAGUUAUCUCAGUGUCGUGUCAUCCCUCUGAGAAUAUGAUUGCUUCUGGGGCACUAGACAAAGAUAAGACGGUGAAAAUUUGGACUCAGGAGAAAGAUUGAAUUGUUUCUUCGGGAAUUCCUGUAACAUGAUUGCUUGCUGUAUCAUUAUCUAGCAGCAAUCAGCUCACUCCAUUUUUGGGACAUGUUUAUUAAGAUAAAUGCGAAGUCUUUUCCCAGUUUCUAAGCAUUUAUCCAGAAA
Messenger RNA from Malania oleifera, 1442 nucleotides. RefSeq names its product COMPASS-like H3K4 histone methylase component WDR5A. The transcript has 2 exons. Gene Ontology annotation, molecular function: protein binding. The coding region runs from base 197 to 1303 and encodes 368 amino acids. The record is from RefSeq and is a predicted model, not a curated record. NCBI's taxonomy places the organism in Eukaryota, Viridiplantae, Streptophyta, Magnoliopsida, Santalales, Ximeniaceae.